AUGGCUUUUGGAGAAGUGGACAUCAAGUCGACGAGGCCCGUAGGCUCCUCUGCCGGCUUUGGAGCAGUAGCAGGAGCAGGCGCAAAUGCGCCGUCUGGCCAAAUACUCAACAAGCAUUCUCGCCUCAUCACACAGAGCGAAGCAAGAGGGGCGAGUCAGGCCAUGCUGCACGCUGCCGGGCUCACAGUCGAAGAUCUCGACAAGCCGCAGGUGGGAAUCAGUUCGGUGUGGUGGGAAGGCAACCCUUGCAACAUGCAUCUUCGGACAUUUGGGGAUGCCAUCAAGAAGAGCUGUCAGGAGGCCGGUCUUGUCGGAUUGCAAUUCAAUACGAUUGGUAUAUCCGAUGCCAUCAGUAUGGGCACACCGGGCAUGCGGUACUCCCUCGCAAGUCGGGAGGUCAUUGCGGAUUCCAUCGAAGCGGUCACUAUGGGUCAAUACUACGACGCCAACAUAUCAGUCGUCGGAUGUGACAAGAAUCCACCUGGUGCACUGAUUGCUGCCAUGAGACACAAUCGACCCACUCUGCUCGUAUGGGGCGGGACGAUUGCUGGAGGUCGACAUACGAUCGAUGUUCCCGGCAUGCAAAGGAAAGCAGGCGAUGUGUGUCAGAUAUCGGACAACUUCGAAGCGGCUGGAGCGUACGCUGUGGGCAAAAUCACCAAUGAGCAGCGCUUGGACAUCGUGCGCAAGAGCUGUCCUGGCCCAGGUGCUUGUGGAGGCAUCUACACCGCCAACUCUUUUGCGACAUUUUUGGAAGUGGCGGGAGUCUGUUUGCCUGGAACGGCUGCUACGCCUGCGACGCACGGCGAUAAGCUCAAAGAGUGCGCCAGGAUUGGUCCCGCGAUGAGGAGAAUGUUGGAGUUAGACAUCAAGCCGAAGGAUAUUUUGACGAGAGCAGCGUUCAUUAAUGGGCUAGUGAUGAACUGCGUGAUCGGAGGAUCGACCAAUUUGGUGUUGCACCUGAUCGCCAUCGCAAAGACGGGGGGUGUGGACUUGACGAUCGACGACUUUCAGCGGAUCACGGAUCGGACACCUUUUUUGGCGGAUAUGAAGCCAUCCGGAAAGUACGUCAUGGAGGAUCUCUUCAGGAUUGGCGGCAUCGCCCCGCUCAUCAAAUACAUCGCGAUGGAGACCGACCUGCUCAACUUGGACGUGAUGACCUGCACGGGCAAGACAUUGCGAGAGAACCUGGCAGAUGUGGAACCGAUGAGGUUCGACAAUCAAGACGUUAUCCGACCUCUUUCCAACCCAAUCAAAGCUACGGGUCACUUGACCAUCAUGAGGGGCAACUUGUGUCCCGGCGGAGCGGUGGCCAAGCUGACGGGCAAAGAAGGAACAGAAUUUACGGGUACCGCAAUAUGCUUUGACCAAGAGGAAGGAGUGAUGAGGGCCAUAGGACAAGGCAAGGUAAAACCGGGUAGCAUCAUCAUCAUCAGAUACGUCGGACCUCGUGGUGCGCCGGGAAUGCCGGAACAGCUGGAAUCAACGGCUGCGGUCAUGGGUGCUGGUCUGGGCAAGAGCACCGCGCUGAUCACUGAUGGUCGAUUCUCGGGGGCUAGCCAUGGCUUCUGUGUCGGCCAUGUCGUUCCCGAAGCGAUCAAUGGAGGUCCAAUCGCGCUCGUCGAGGAUGGUGACAAGGUGACGAUCUCAGCAGCUGCUAGAGAAAUCACAAUUCACGUCGCGGAAGACGUUUUGGCACAGCGCAGAGCUGCGUGGGAAGCUGAUCCCAGCAAGAAGCAGCUCAAGGUGAAAAACGGCAUGCUAUACAAGUACGCAGCAACGGUCUCGGAUGCUUCUCAAGGAGCUGUGACAGACUUUUUUUGAUCGUGAAGAGCGUCGUUGAGGCAAUGCGCAUGGCAUUGCCCCGCUCGCUGCGUGCCAUUUGAGGCUGUGCCAUAUCCGUUCGCGUCAGGAAGCGUGUGCUCGGCUCACAUUGUUGCUUUCACGAUGCCUGUGCUCCUCGGCGUCUUGUUGUGAGAUGGCCAAACUGAUGCUUUGACGUGCGCUCGCCUUGGCCAAGACGCCAACAAGACUGCGAGGAUGAUGCUGACCAU
Messenger RNA from Ceraceosorus guamensis, 2054 nucleotides. RefSeq names its product putative dihydroxy-acid dehydratase. Gene Ontology annotation, cellular component: mitochondrion. Gene Ontology annotation, molecular function: dihydroxy-acid dehydratase activity. Lineage: Eukaryota; Fungi; Basidiomycota; Exobasidiomycetes; Ceraceosorales; Ceraceosoraceae. The record is from RefSeq and is a predicted model, not a curated record. Gene Ontology annotation, biological process: branched-chain amino acid biosynthetic process. Bases 1 to 1824 code for a protein of 607 amino acids. The transcript is spliced from 6 exons.